GUUAGCGUUGUUCUCAGAUAGGUGCCCAGUUAGCUAGCUGUUAGCUCUGCACUGCUGGCAAUUGAUGUUUCUGUGAAAAGUUCUUCCUAUUUGUUGGAGCAUCACCGGAAACAGACUGAAAGCAGGCACACUUGAGCUGUCGUCUGGUCCACAGAAGCCUGACAGCAGCUGCUAUGUUGGCCAGGACAGCCCUGAGCAGAGGCGUUACCACCUACCGCCUCGCCAAAAAUGUCACCUUGUACAUGAGUGAGUUCACUUCUCCAGCCACAGGGUGUCAUAAGCAGAGCUCUGAGGAUCAUAAACCCCUGAUGCUGAUGUUGCCCUGGUUGGGUUCACGUCCUCAAUCUGUGGCCAAGUAUUGUGAAAUCUACUUUCGCACCGGCUUCGACGUGCUGGUGGUGGAGAGUGAGGUUAAAGAGUUCCUGUGGCCUCGCUGGAGUCUGGAUCGUGGAAAGAACCUGCUGGAGCUGCUGCAGAGUGAUCGCUUUGUGUCCCGCCCUCUAGUUGUCCAUGCCUUCUCUAUCGGUGGCUUCACGUUUGCUCAGAUGCUGGUACAUAUAUCCCGGGACACACAAAAAUAUCAGCCGCUCGCAGAGAGGAUCAAGGGCCAAGUCUAUGACAGCUUGGUGGUAGGAAGUCUGGAGACAAUGGCCACAGGUCUCGCUAAGACUGUAUUUCCUCGUUGGGAUAGACUGGUGAAAAAAAUAAGCCUGUUAUACUUUGACAUUUUCAAAAAGCAAACGGUGGACUACUUCAACGUCGGCAUCGAUGCUUUUUGGAACUCUCCCAUCACUGCUCCUGCACUGUUCUUCUUUUGCGAAAACGACGUGAUGAGCGACGCAAGAACUUUGGAGGAAUUGAUCGAUUACUGGCGGAAGCGUGGAAUAGACGUGACGGCAAAGAAGUGGGAAGAUUCAACACAUGCAGGUCACCUAAAGAGACACCCACAGGAGUAUCUGACAUCCGUGGACGUGUUCCUUCAAUCACUCCGCAUUGGCCCACUGAAGGCAAAAAUGUAAAACCGUUUCAUUCCAGCCUAACUGGACUUUGCCUGUUUUCUGUGCUUUGACUCCAAAUGUUUGUUGGCGUAUGAUGUGUUACUAGACUAACAAUAUGGUCCGCUUGCAGUUGUUUUCAGUUGUAUUUCCAGUUCAAGGCUUCAGUAUGGCCACUUCGGAUAACUUUAAUAUAAUAUGAUAAACUGCACAUACAAAGAGUCCUUUUGUCUCACAGAUUCUUUAAGUGAAAUAUCCAGAACUUGAAAUGGAGACAAUCACGUGUUUAUUUAUGUACUGUAUAGCAACAGUGGCUUUAACCUUCGUGGUUAAUGAUGUUUAAUCUCAGGAUGUAAAGUUAAUGUCUGUUUGGAGUUAGCUGCAUAUCGAAAUUGCACAUUUACAUUUGUCACAACUGUGAUGUCAUUCCAUUGGACACUACAUAGGUCAUAGGAUUUUUUUUCAGAAUGCAACGUCUCAUAUUUACAAAGAUCAUUGAUUCUUUUAAUGGUCUGUUAACUUCAAGAAAAAUAUGUCUGGAUUCUGCCAUGUUGGAGCUCGUGAACAAUGCUAAAGAAACACGUUAUAACCCUAUUUAUUUUAUUUAUCUUCCUACUAGGGGGUGAGCAAUAUGUUUGGUUUUUUUUUUCAGGGCUGACUCUAAUACAGAUAAUUAAUGAUCAAGGAGACGGAUCCCUGAUAUUUGGAAGUGAUGCACAUAUGCAGUAAAAGUGAAGUCCUAGAAUAUCACAAACUCCAACAUAAAACGUUGAAACGUUCAUAAUUUAUUGCAACAGUUUUUGGGUGCUAGUUUUGCUUGACACUAACUUGUGGUGUCAGUAAAUGAAGUGUAUGUUUUUCAGAUAGAAGGUUUAUUGCUAUUAAAGCUGGGGUAGGCAGUUUUUAUUGGCUUCUGUAAAUAUGUUCAAAUCAACAGUGCCUUUGUAAUGGAAGUUUUCUAUGCCUGUACAUUGCUCUAGCUAAAGACCGUUCACCUGUUUGCCUUAAUGACCUCGCUGCUCAUGCACUUCUUGAAAGAACAGAGAGGAAGAACUUUCUUGUAAAUCCGAAUGCACGUCUCAUAAAGUAGACGCACACUAUGUCUCACUAUGUCUUGAAGGUUUUUUUUUUUUUGUCUUAACCGCAAUUGCAUCGGCACACCUACAGUUAAGAGCUUGUUUAGCUGCAGGGAAGAUGACCUAAUCUGCCCGGCAACUGUUCGUUUUGCACAUCAGGAAGACCGCACCUUCACUGAAUAAAAGUAACUCAGUUGUGCUCUCCUGCAGACUGCUUUGCACUUUGUAUGACCUGUGCCUUUGAAGAUUCAAAUAAAAUAGAACAAAGACAACUCAGACUUCUGGAUUUUAUUUAAUGAUAGUAAAAUUUCCACAACACCUUCACAAAACACCAAAGCUGCAAGGAACUGGCAGGACUUGAAAACUGUUCAAAUUUCGUAGUUAUUGUUGUUUUAAUCAUUUACAAAUAAAAGGUUUAUUGAAGGUGGUGGUUGACCAUCUAAUGGUACCUAUUACAUAAUAUAAUGACGCACUGUGUCAACACAUAAAUGUUUCUCAUGUGUGACAGAAACUGACAACAGUUUAUGUGAAAAUGUUUUCCUUUCAUGCAGUUUGAAAAUGAAUAUGAAGAUGCCUUAUUUGAAGUGUGAUUUUGUUUUUUGUUUUUCCAGACUCACUUAUUAAAAUUUCAGAUGUAUUUAAAAGGAAUCAUCGUCUGUUUUGUACGAAAGUGCUAAAGCCUAAAUGGGAAACACUAAAGCCUAUUGAAAAAAUGCUGCAGCUGCAGUGCCUUAAAUGACGCUGCACUAAGCAAGAAAUAAUGCUGACUUUCUGAUUGGUGUCGAAGACAAUGGGCUUGGGUUUUUUUGGGGGAAAGAGGGGAGUUGGCAAACGUAUAUAAGGUCAUGUAUUGUUGGCUAGCCAAAUCUCGAGAUUUUGCUCAUGUUUGUUCAUGCAGCCUCUGUAUCGAAUAAACAUUAUUCACAUCAGA
Molecule: messenger RNA, 3002 nt
Organism: Stegastes partitus (bicolor damselfish)
Lineage: Eukaryota; Metazoa; Chordata; Actinopteri; Pomacentridae
Product: transmembrane protein 53-like
Exons: 4
Coding region: 174-1019 (281 amino acids)
Molecular function (GO): serine hydrolase activity
Source: RefSeq, a predicted model, not a curated record